This is a messenger RNA of Amoebophrya sp. A25, 516 nucleotides long. The record is from the annotation of a GenBank genome assembly. Lineage: Eukaryota; Dinophyceae; Syndiniales; Amoebophryaceae.
AUGAAUAAGGUGAACACGCGUCUUCAAGCUGAGCGAAAGAGAGGACGAGAAAGUUCUAAUGAUGACUCGCAAGCAUCAUCUUCCUCUGUUGAUGAUCAUCCUGGCAGAAGAAACAAGGAUACGAAACGGAAGCGGCGUAGAUUUUCAGACACGGCGUUCCAAGAUGUUGCUCUAAAAAGCACGAAAAGCAAAAAUGGCCAGAAAGCAUUCAAGCCGACGUCCGCCUCUCUCGCACCGGUUAGAAAAAAGAAGAUGGGUGACACUACAGUUCGAGAAGACAAGAGCGGAACUGGUGCCGGUAAAGUUCGACGAAGCGCUCGCACAGCACUUCCCUCUAAGAGGUCGGGAACCCUUCGAAGUCCGCCUCCUUCUAAGCGGGCUGCUGUCGCCCAAUUGAAACGCAGCAAAAAGCAGAUCUUGAGUUCACCAGACGAAGACAUUAGUGGAUCCGAAAGCAGCAGUGAUAGCAGGACGCGACAGAAGAGUCGGGGGAGAAGAAGAAGAUUCGUCGUGUGA